This is a messenger RNA of Puccinia triticina, 573 nucleotides long. RefSeq lists its product as uncharacterized. Bases 1 to 573 code for a protein of 190 amino acids. The transcript has 3 exons. Lineage: Eukaryota; Fungi; Basidiomycota; Pucciniomycetes; Pucciniales; Pucciniaceae. The record is from RefSeq and is a predicted model, not a curated record.
AUGAAUUUCCAGUCAGUCCCACUAUUCGUGAUUCUCUGCGGUUUUGUACUCUCGCAGUCUCAUGAGGCAGACCAGCAUCAAGAUACUUCGGUCCACCAACUCGACAAUUCCGAGGAUCCGUCCCAGGUCGUUACGGUUGAGAAGCACGAGCCGACGGCUCACCUUGAGGCUCGACAACCGGUCCCUUCAGGCUUGUUUUCAGCCGCACGCCAAGUGAAUAAAGCUAUCGGCCGAGUCCCUGAGUCUGCGAGUAGGUGUCCACUCCCGACGACUUCCUGUCCCAUCGUAUCGAACACCCCCUCCAAGAAAAUACUCGCAAGAACCUAUGCCCACAAGAAUCAAUCGAUCGCUUUGCCUUGGGAAUGCGUUAACCUCCAAGAAGAAUUGACUGCUUGUGGAGCUUGCCAUAACAAUUGUAUGAAAAUCAAACAUGUUAAGCAUGUAGGAUGUGAGAAGGGCAACUGUAAGAUUUUCACUUGUCGGGCUGGAUACACUAAGGUCAAACAAGCUUCCAAAGUCCACAAGGGCCGAACCAUUGACCGAUGCGUCUUAGCGAGGAAAGGUCGCGCGUAG